AUGGGCGACGUCCCUCUCCCAGCCCCAGCUCCCCCUAUUCCCGACAUCGAUAUGACCCCGCGUCGUCGCCGUGAGCCCUCCGAUCCCCGCAGCGACAGCGACUGGGACGCUGGAUCCAGCCGCGAGGGCUCCCCCGACCUCCUCCGCCGCGCGCCCGCAGUGCAGAUCUCGCGCGCCUCCUCUUCCUCGUCCUCCUGGCUCCGCGAGAUCGAGCGCGACCGUGUGCGUCUCGUCAGGGAGUGGGUCCACAUGGCUGCCCGCGACCGCGACGACGACGCCGGGCCCCCACCUUCCCCCGUCCCUGAACACGCGCGCAGGGACGCUCCCCGGAUCCGCGGCCGCCAGGCGCGCCUCGAGCUCGUCAUGCGCAUGGCCGCCGACCGCCAAGCCGAGCUCCACCGCCUCUCGCAGCACCGCGCCGUCUCCGACUUCCCGCACCGCAACAGAAUCCACGCGCUGCUCCGGGGUCGGUUUCUACGCAACGGCGGCUUGCCGGAGGAGAGGAGACCCCCAUCUGUGGCCGCAAGGGAGCUUGGCCAGCUGCGACAACGUCAUCCUGUCUCUGGUUUGAGAGAAGAGUUCCGCUUCAGAUUGGAGAAUCUUGUCCGUGGUCAAGCAGAUAGUCAAGUGGAUGCUUCUUCAGCUCACGAUGUUGAAUUAUCUAUAAAUGAUCGUUCUGAAUUAAGACCUUCUGAAACUACUCAGGAGAGACAUGAGCGGACAAGUGAGAAUAUCAGUCUUCAGCAAAUUGACAGUACGGCAACAACAUCAGGAUUUGAAAGUGGCAGCCCUAGCAUUGCUGAAGUCUUCUGUGGAUCUCAUACUCAAGCAGAAAGUCAGGAAGAUUUGGAACAUGAGAGAAGAGACUGGCAACAAUUUUCCCAUGCUGUGAUUGGAGACGAAUCUGAAAGAAGUUGGCAUGAAAAUGCAGACAACAUCUCUUCUCGUGAGGGGACAGCAGUUGAAGAGGAUAAUAACGAUCAUCUUCCAGAAGCAAAUGAAGAGUCAACCAGUGUUGAUCAUCUUCCUGAAGGACUUGAAGAGUCCAUCAGCGAUGGUAGUCUUCCUGAAGCGCAAGAAGGUCAGCAUGACAGUGAUCAUCUUCCUGCAGUGCUUGAAGAGCUGCAUGACAAUAAUCAUUUUCAGGAAUCACAUGGGGAAUGGAGUAGAGAUGAUCGUCCUAUUGAAGUCUAUGAUGAGUGGCAGAGUGAUGAUCAUCUCCCUGAAGUAAAUGAAGAGUUGCAUAAUGAUGACGAGUCUAAUGAUACUGCAGACAAUUGGCAUGAUAAUAAUUCUGACCAACCAAUUGACCACGAUGCUGCUCUUAUCAGAAGAGCUAAUACAUUCAUCCCUGGGGAUGAUGAUAAUGUGUACAGCACAGAAUUGAGGGAACUUCUAAGCAGAAGGAGCGUUUCUAAUCUUCUUCACAGUGCUUUUCGUGAAAACUUGGAUCGGCUUAUCCGGGCAUAUGUUGAACGGCAAGGUCGUGGUCCUCUCCCUUGGGAUCUGGAAGGAACAACUCCUGCCCCUCUCUCACCAGAUCAAAAUCAGGAGCAGCAAAGAGAUGAUGAGGACCAGGAACUGCAGAACACCGUCAACAGGCCUCCUUUAGUGAUACCACCUCCACCUAUGCCUCCUCGUCAGCCACUUUGGCAUUCAGAGUUGCAUCGUAAUAAUUGGAUCAGACAAAACAUUCAUCGUUCAUCUUCUGAUAUUGAAUGGGAGGCCAUCAAUGAUUUAAGAGCUGAUAUGGCUAGACUUCAGCAAGGCAUGAGCCAUAUGCAAAGGAUGUUGGAAGCUUGCAUGGAUAUGCAGCUAGAGUUGCAGCGUUCUGUAAGGCAAGAAGUAUCAGCAGCCUUGAAUCGUUUCAUUGGGGAGCAAGGUGGUGAAAGUAAAGAAAUAAUUGACGAUGGUUCGAAAUGGAUAAAUGUGAGAAAAGGAAUCUGCUGCAUAUGCUGUGAGACUCCAAUUGACUCCCUUCUGUACAGAUGUGGGCACAUGUGCACAUGCUCAAAAUGCGCGAACGAAUUGGUUCGAGGUGGAGGGAAAUGCCCGCUGUGCCGCGCACCCAUAAUCGAGGUCUCUAGUUCGUUGAUGGAUGUGGAAGUGGUGCUCUGUAUCAUGGGGGAUGCUUCCCAGAUGCUUGAUUUUUUUUUCUCAGUCGACAACUGA
This is a messenger RNA of Miscanthus lutarioriparius, 2172 nucleotides long. Lineage: Eukaryota; Viridiplantae; Streptophyta; Magnoliopsida; Poales; Poaceae. The record is from the annotation of a GenBank genome assembly.